UUUAUCAGACCUAAGCUGUUACACAGCUGUAACACAUAUUUUACUUAAUGUAAAUAAAUGUGUACAACAGAGAUAAAUGAAAACAAACGUUUAGUUUUAGCUCGUCUUUAGACCGAUUGCCUUCGGCUUUGCAUAAGGAACCUGUGACCCAACGGAGGAGUGGCUGGGACGCUCUCCGUAGUUCAAAUGAGAGUCACACACAAUUCAUCCAUUCAUUCCACUCAUGGCCUCACACGCAGGAUAUUCGCUUAUUUUUAUAUUGGCUAGCCUUACACUAUUGCCAGUUUGACUAUUGCCAACCCUAACCCUUGAAGACAUUUUUUUUUUUCAAUUCGUUCAUUUUCCCAGAAUAUUUAAGUGCUUUCAUGGUUGCCACCUGUGGGAUGAGCUUCCCCGAUGCCACGAUGUAAUCGGCAACCCUAGAAAGGCAAAGGGAUUAGAUCCCAGUAGUUCCGGAUCAGCCAUCCCAUUGCCAGUAUGGUGGCCUUCAUGAGAAGACGCACAGCGGUCGCGCUGCUGUCCAUCACAGGACUCCUGGUGCUUGCUCUAAGCAACCCCGCUGGGGAGUGGUGGACUGCCUUGCAGCAACCCUACCAAUCUGAGGAUUUGAUUAAAUGCGCUUGUGACAAGUGUAUCCCAGAGGGUGAUGACUGGUUCAUGGCCCAUUUGAACCAAACAAUCCACCCCUUUCUCACUCCACAAAGCAAUCUCUCAGCCAAAGAUUUCCUUUGGUGGAAGAAAUUACAGGGUGACGGAAACGACUUGGCCGCCUUCAAAAGAGUCGUGGACAAAGUGUUUAAACUCUUCCCUGAUGGCAAAGGCUUCAUGGACUCGGGGUCCCAGCGCUGUAGGAGCUGUUCCGUGGUAGGGAACUCUGGGAACCUGCUGGCCUCGCACAAUGGUGCCCUCAUUGAUUUCAGCGACUUUGUGUUCAGAAUGAACGGCGCGCCUACCAAAGGCUACGAAAAGCACGUGGGGAAGAAGACCACCUUCCACAUUAUGUACCCGGAGAGUGCCGUGGAUCUGACAGACAACAGGACCCACCUCAUGCUGGUCCCCUUCAAAACGCUGGAUCUCCAAUGGUUGAUUAGCGCCUUCACCAACGGCUCCAUUAAGUUCACAUACCGACCCGUGAAGGCAAAGAUCCAUGCUAAUAAAGAUUUGGUCAGGAUUCUCAAUCCUCAAUUCAUCAAGUAUGUCUAUGAAGUGUGGCUGAGAAACAGCGGAGGAUACCCAUCCACUGGCUUUCUGGGUCUGAUGCUUGCAAUACACAUUUGUGAUGAGGUGAAUGUAUUUGGAUUUGGAGCAGACCAAAAUGGAAACUGGAGACACUACUGGGAAGAGCUAAAAGACAAAAGACUUCGAACUGGGUUGCACAGUGGAACAGAAGAGUACAGACUCAUUCAGAAGUUGGCAGCUAAGGGAAUAAUUAAUUUUUUUCCUGGACAUUAAUCAUAAGAAAAAACACCCAAACACGAGCACAAAUAGGUAUGAGCACCAAAUUUACAUAGAACCACAAUUCAAAUAUUUUUUGCAUGCGUUGCCCAUGUCAUCUUAACCUAUGGAAAUGAACCAAAACUGAAUAUUAUGACACUCCACCACAUUCAUGAAGGUAGCUUUCUACUUUGUAAACACUUUUUAUAUACGUCCUGAUGUUUUCAACCAGCCCUCCAAAUUUAAUGGAAAAUUAAGUUCUGUACCUAUAUGAAGUUAUGAAGACUUAUUGAAGCUCUGCAUAUUAGUUGUAGUAGCUGCUUUAGAUACUGUGCGGAGCUAGAGAACUGUUCUCGUCCGAUCCCUAUUCAACUUAUUUAUAAAGUUUGCAGUUGUUUUUUUCCUAGAUAUAUUUUGUCGUUUGUAAUAUUUUUAUUUACGGAUAAACGUUCUAUAAGUGUUUAAGAAGGGACAAUCUUAUUACGUGUGUUUUUAUCAUAGUUCAUCCAUUACUUUAUAGAUUGUUCUGAGCUCAUUACAAUGACACCGUAAGACAUUCAAGAAAACAGGAAGUUGGCGGGGUCAGGGGAGGUCCCCAACAAUCAUCACAGGCCCUUGGAAACCGUUCAUAUGUGCCUUAUGGGAGUAAUCUACCAUAGGAUUAAACAAGGUAUAGGCAUUAUCUCGUCUAUAUGAAUGAAAUAAGUUAGGAAAUAGCAGAAUCUACAAAGGACUUAAGUCUGAAUGACAGAGUUUGCAUCCUUAGUUAUAACCAUAUGCCGCCCCUGAGAUGAACCCAGCAUAGUCCGUCCCAAGUCUACCUUUAAUCCCUAACGUUGACACCACUCUACACAUGGCUCAUCCCAUCCGGACAGGAAGAGAGGGAGAGGGCUUCAUGAAGGCAGAAAAGGAGCACCUUCAUUCUUCUCAUUUAGUUUAGCUGGCCCCAAGUUGACCACUAAAACUGUAUCUCUCUACUGUAUAUCCAGCUGACCAAAUUUUCUCUCUCCACUUACAUGUACUGACUUAUAUGUUAAGGUUGACUAGUCAAUGUCACAGUCCAAGUUUAACAUUUUCUGCUUUAUGAAUGUAUUCCACAAUUAAAUACUGUGGUAUUGUUGUAUAUUAGUUGAACUUCUGCUAUAUUGUCUGAGUAGAAAUUAGUUUCAUUUUGCCCACAUCCCAGGCUUGUCUCAUACAAUGUUCAUAUGAUAUUGUACGAAAAGUUAUGGACAGUGUUUCGUAAGAUUCCUAUGAAUGUCAACACGAGUGAUCAGUGCACCCUAAGUUAGCAAGCCCCGAGGACUGCAGGAUCAUAAAACAUUAGUCUCAGCAUUAAAAUGCAUUUUGAUAACAUUUCUAGUGAGAAAUUGUGCCUUUAUUUUCACAAUCUUUGUUCAUGAUUGUAUAUGAGUUAGUUAGUGGAACUGCUCUUGGCACCUUUCAUGCUAAUUUGGGGUUAUAAGGGAGUUCAAUCGGGAUAGGCAUCUGUUUAAGAAAUUAUAUAUUUUUUUACACAGCACGUAUUUCAAACGUGUGAGCUACAUUUUUGUUUCCUGAUCCCCCCGCCCCCCCAGUCACUGUAUGUAUCCAUAUGUGCUUGUUUUUACACUAUGUCCAUCAUUGCAUUUUCUGUAACAUGCAAUCUUAUAUCCUGCAUUUAAUAUGAACACGAACAUGUAAUAUAAACACAAUAUUCUGAAAACUGAAA
Messenger RNA from Gadus morhua (Atlantic cod), 3145 nucleotides. RefSeq names its product CMP-N-acetylneuraminate-beta-galactosamide-alpha-2,3-sialyltransferase 1. Gene Ontology annotation, molecular function: beta-galactoside (CMP) alpha-2,3-sialyltransferase activity. The transcript is spliced from 8 exons. The record is from RefSeq and is a predicted model, not a curated record. Gene Ontology annotation, cellular component: membrane. Bases 478 to 1452 code for a protein of 324 amino acids. Gene Ontology annotation, biological process: sialylation. NCBI's taxonomy places the organism in Eukaryota, Metazoa, Chordata, Actinopteri, Gadiformes, Gadidae.